CACCCAAACCCCAAAACCCAAAGGGCCAAAAGCCAGCCAUGGAAUUCGUCACGGCCCUUCGGGGCACGUUUGACGAAGGAAAGCCAUCGCUGUUUGAGCUCCUCUCGGAGCAGCAGCUGUCGGCGUUGCUCCCGCCGACACUGCGUUAUCUCUUGACUCUUCUCACGCACCGCUACCCGCGCCAUCUGCUGCGCGUUCUUAAUUCUUUCGACGAGCUCUAUGCCCUCGCCGCUCUCCUCGUUGAGCGCCACUAUCUGCGCACGCGCGGCGGCUCCUUCACCGAGCAUUUUUAUGGCCUGAAGCGCGAGAAGGCGCUCGCCGCCGAGAUCCCGCGCGCGACUGCUGCCGCCCCGGGCGUGGUGCGCGACGCCCUGCGCCUCAGCAACGCCGACAUAUGGAAGAACCUGGCCGUCAUGGUCGGCGUGCCCUACAUCAAGCGCAAGCUCGACGAGGCCUACGAGGUGGACGCCCCGCGCGCCCUGCUGGGUGCCGCCUACAACCGCCUGCCACACGAUGCCCGGUGGAAAGACAGGAUGGUACACUACGGCCGCUGGUUUCUGAGGAAUGUCUACCCGAGCGUCCAUGCGGCCUACUACUUUGCACUGCUGGCGUUUAACCUGGCCUAUCUGUUUGACAACUCCAAAUACCAUAACCCGUUCCUUUGGCUGAUCGGGACGCGGGUGAGGCGGAUGAAUGCGGCUGAUCACCGCGCCAUAGAGGCGCUUGAGGAGAAGCUGGCCAAGCAAGCGGGGAGGCGGACGCUGGGGGCCCGUGCGCUAGGUGCGCUGUCGCUCUUGCUCCCGACGAGCAUCUUUGCGCUCAAGUUCCUUGAGUGGUGGUACGCGUCGGAUUUCGCGAAGCAGCUAUCGAGGAGAGCGGCUGAGAGCUUGGACCUGCCGCCGCCGGUGGUGACGGGCCUUCCGUCCGAUGCGGCGAAACAGACGCAGGUCAAUGAAGAGAAAGGAGGUGAAGAGGAUGAGGUUGAUGAAGAGGAGAAAGAGCGGAGGACAGUCGAAAACGCGCCAAUCGCCGCUUCGUCGCUGUUGCCGAUCUACACGGUCCCGCCACCGGAGAACUCGGAGCUGUGCCCCAUCUGCCAGGGCGAGAUUACUACGCCAACGGCAUGCCCGACAGGCAUCGUGUAUUGCUACGCAUGCAUCCACAAAUGGAUGACCGGGACACAUCCGCGGCAGGAGAAGUUCAUGACUAACAGGGCUGGGAAGUGGGAGUCAGGCGCUGGUAGGUGCGCCGUUUCUGGAAGACGCGUCCUUGGGGGUACCGAGUCAUUGAGGAGGGUUAUGGUAUGAUGUGUUUGCGCUGUACGAAUCAUGAGCUAAAAGCAUGGAUUGGCGUUGGGUUGCGGAAAUUCUAUCUUGGAUCACGGUUGUAUUAUGAGAUGGAGUGUCAUUCAAUUAGUGUAAUAGUAUUUCUCAUGGACGAUCUAAUGAUCAAUCCAAUCUACAGAUCCACG
Canariomyces notabilis is the source of this 1471-nucleotide messenger RNA. RefSeq lists its product as uncharacterized. The record is from RefSeq and is a predicted model, not a curated record. The transcript has a single exon. Gene Ontology annotation, molecular function: zinc ion binding; protein binding; ubiquitin-protein transferase activity. Gene Ontology annotation, biological process: protein import into peroxisome matrix; protein monoubiquitination. Gene Ontology annotation, cellular component: peroxisomal membrane; peroxisomal importomer complex. NCBI's taxonomy places the organism in Eukaryota, Fungi, Ascomycota, Sordariomycetes, Sordariales, Chaetomiaceae. Bases 39 to 1307 code for a protein of 422 amino acids.